Molecule: messenger RNA, 1697 nt
Organism: Brassica napus (rape)
Lineage: Eukaryota; Viridiplantae; Streptophyta; Magnoliopsida; Brassicales; Brassicaceae
Product: transcription factor MYB41
Exons: 4
Coding region: 326-1411 (361 amino acids)
Source: RefSeq, a predicted model, not a curated record
GAAAAUAUGCGUCAAUGACAUUUAUCUGAGAGUUAUAGUCUAUUCCCUAUUUGAAUAUUUAGCUUUUAUCCUGAAUUAUUCUUUUGGAUGCUUUACAUUGUCAACAUGAAUUAGUUGCAGCAACUUUUAUCCCACACAUUGCUUCACAAACUUAAACAUCUUCUUCUCCUCCUCCUCGUUCUUUCUUCUAGCUUUUACCAAGGGCAUUUUCGUUAUAUUGUUCUUUGAUAGGAUUAAAUCAUUAAAGUCAAAAGGACAUGUCAUGAAAGCUAUGUAAGAUCUCUUUGUUCCGACAAGACACAAGACAAAGACGAAAGCCUCUUCCAUGUUUCUAUAUAUAAAUCAAAGAACAAAGCAGUUACCCUCAUUAACCAAGCCUUCCCCAUUCUUCUCCCUCUUUUCAAAUUUCUUUCAUUCUUACAGCUAUAGUAAAAUGGGAAGAUCACCGUGUUGCGAUGAGAGUGGGCUAAAGAAAGGGCCAUGGACGCCAGAAGAAGAUCACAAACUGAUAAAUCACAUACGAAAGCACGGUCAUGGAAGCUGGAGAGCUCUUCCAAAGCAAGCCGGUUUAAACCGGUGUGGGAAGAGUUGCAGAUUGAGAUGGACUAACUACUUGAGACCAGACAUCAAAAGAGGAAACUUCACUGCUGAGGAAGACCAAACCAUCAUCAACCUUCAUUCUCUUCUUGGAAACAAGUGGUCGUCCAUAGCUGGUCAUCUUCCUGGAAGAACAGAUAACGAAAUAAAAAAUUAUUGGAACACGCAUAUUAGAAAGAAACUUCUUCAGAUGGGGAUCGAUCCGGUGACCCACAGGCCAAGAACCGACCAUCUAAACGUUCUAGCCGCUUUACCGCAACUUCUAGCCGCCGCAAAUUUCAAUAACCUCUUGACUCUAAAUCAAAACAUACAAUUGGAUGCAACAAGUGUUGCAAAAGCCCAAUUGUUACAUAGUAUGAUUCAAGUCCUCAACAACAACAACAACACUACCCCUUCUUCUUCCUUUAACAUUCAUCACACCAACAAUAACAUCUUUAGUCAAUCUUCUUUCUUAGAGAAAAGACCAAAUAUAAGUGAAAAUCUCUAUGAUCCAGCCCAAAGCCUCUCUCACAUUGACCACCAGCCUUUAGAUUCGUUUUCUAGGCUGCCUGGAUUAUUUCCUCAUCAAAAUGAUCAAGAUAUGAUUCCUCCAAUGAUUUCGGCCUCUUCUGAUGAGUCUAAGCAAACCCAAAUGAUGAUCAAGAACAAGGAGAUUUUAAAGCAUAGUGAUCAAACUUCAAACCCUUCAUCGACCUCAACGUUCACACAAGACCAUCAGCCAUGGUGUGACAUAAUUGAUGAUGAAGCAAGUGAUUCUUUUUGGAAAGAAAUCAUAGAGCAAACUUGUUCAGAGCCUUGGCCAUUCCGUGAAUAGAAACGAGAGAAACACACUAGCAUAUUAAUUUCUGUGGAUAUAUAUUUACAUAAUAUAUUGUUGUUUGUUAAUUAACUUUCAGACAUGUCUUAAAUUUCCUUUCUUAUUUUUUCGACCAUGUAUACAUAACAUUGAUACUGUACAAAACUGAUUAUCAUACGUUUGUAUUAUUUUCUGUAAUUUUUUUGGGAAAUAUGUAUAGUACUAAUUCACAAUGUAUACGAGCUUACACCUCUAAAUUAGAUAAAUUAAUUCAUGAUUGAAAUGGCCAUCAAGAUAAUGUUUG